This is a messenger RNA of Pseudogymnoascus verrucosus, 1020 nucleotides long. It is a transcript of the gene SOH1, whose product is annotated as suppressor of hpr1. The transcript is spliced from 3 exons. The coding region runs from base 237 to 620 and encodes 127 amino acids. Gene Ontology annotation, molecular function: transcription coregulator activity. Gene Ontology annotation, biological process: regulation of transcription by RNA polymerase II. Lineage: Eukaryota; Fungi; Ascomycota; Leotiomycetes; Thelebolales; Thelebolaceae. Gene Ontology annotation, cellular component: mediator complex; core mediator complex. The record is from RefSeq and is a predicted model, not a curated record.
UAGGUGGUCAGGCUGCAUAUACUCGUAGCCUCGCCGUAUCGCGAUUGUAUGGCCGAUUAGUGACAGCUUCAUCUUUCAGCGAUAGCCUCGUGGUAACCUCGCCAUCUCGUGAUUGUACAGCUGAUCUGUAACAACUUUACUGUGACGACUUGACAGUUGCAGCUUCACAUUGCCAGCUUCACAGUGCCAGCAUCACUUCUCAGCAUUACAGUUACAUCACCUCCACCACCACCACCAUGGCCUCCUCCUCCCAUCCCCCAUCACCGCCCUCCAACAACCAGCAGUCCAAGUACGGCGGCUUCACGCGCUUUGAGAUAGAACUUGAAUUCGUCCAAUGCCUAGCAAACCCCCACUACCUCCUCCAUCUCGCCACCCUCACGACCUCCGAAACCCCCAACACGCCCAGCAUCCCCCUCCUCGCCCACCCCCCCUUCAUCGCCUACCUCUCGUACCUACAAUACUUCUCCACAGCACCCUAUCUCAAGUACCUGACCUACCCGGGGCCGACGCUCAAGAAUCUCGAGUUGUUGCAGAAUGAAAGGUUUAGGAGGGAUGUGUUGAGUCCGGAUGUGGUGGGGCAGUUGGUGGUGGAGGGGGUUGGGGCUGUUGCAGGGAGUUGAGGGAGGGGAUUGGGAUAUGAUAGGAUGCGGAGAUGAAGGCUGAAGGGGAUACUAUGGAAGGGAGGAUGGAUUCACUCAGAGAGGAAGGGCUAGGCAAGGUCUGCCACGGAUAUCAGACAUUGGUCACAUGGAUAUGAUUGGAGAUGUGGUUCUGGAAAUCGGCAUACCGCCAAGAUAUAGGGAUGGGAUAUGGCAUCCAGGAAGAGAUAUAGGGUGUCACGCCGGACAGAAAAGAAAGGAUGGUUAAGGGCACCACGGAGAAGAACAAUGUACCAACAGGCAGAUACUGGGUAGACGUUCUGCGUCCAUCCCACUGGGUUCGCUCUCACCAGUGGAGAAGGAAAAAAUAUAAUCCAGCAUAAAGCGGAUAGAAUACAUGAUCUAUCAAGCCAAAACUGAC